AUGACGCCACAGCAGAGCCGGCAUAUGAAGCAGCACCAGAUCCGGCUUGUUUGGAAAGAGGAACAGGAACUGAUUUUGCAAGCAGCACAAGCCCAACGAGUAAAGCUUGCUGGUGAUGGCCGUGCCGACUCGCCCGGAUUCAGCGCCAAGUUUGGCACCUACUCUCUGCUGGACGUUGAGGGAAAUAAGAUCCUGCACUUCGAGCUUGUGCAGUCUAAUGAAGUAGAUGGAAGCUGCAAAAUGGAACUGGAGGGUCUGAAGCGGUGCAUCACUUUCUUGGAAAGUAAAGACAUCAGAGUGAAGUCAAUUGUAACUGACAGACAUGCCCAGAUCAAGUGCUUCAUGCGCAAGGAAAAAUCUGAGAUCAUUCACGAGUUUGAUGUCUGGCACGUCGCAAAAGGAAUAAACAGGAAACUUAUUGCUGCAUCGAAGAAGGCUGGCUGUGAGGACUUAGUACUAUGGACAAAAAGCAUUGUGAAUCAUCUGUACUGGUCUGCAUCAUCCAGUGAUGGCAACAAAGAUUCCAUUGUUCCGAAAUGGAUUUCAAUUUUGAAUCACAUUCAAGACAUUCAUAGUCAUGAGAAUGAAUUAUUUCCUACAUGUGCACAUGGUGAUAUAGAGCCAAGGGCCUGGCUCAGCGAGGAGUCAAAGUCAUUCAAACAGCUCAAGGUUAUUGCUGCAUCAAAGCAACUUCUCAGAGACAUGCCACAGUUGGCAACGCGAUUCCAAACAUAUGGUUUGGAAACAUUCCAUGGACUGAUCUUGCACUUUGCUCCAAAGUCUUGCCAAUACUCGUACGAAGGAAUGAAAGCAAGAACACAGCUAGCGGCUCUUCACUACAACGAGAACAGCGGAAGAGAGCAGGCAUCAACAAAGGCUGGUACUCUUAGGUGGCGUGUCAAAUUUCCAAAAGCGACAGGAGGUACACCAGUUGCCUGUCCUGUAAAAGAGAAAACCACGUAUCGCUAUGUUGAGCGGCUACUGGAUGCUGCUAUGACGGGCGGCAAUCGGUUGUCAGCGUUCAAGAAUGCAAAGGCACCACCACCACUGAGCAGCGCUUUCGCAAAAGUGGCAAAGGAAGAACUAGUAAAGAAAAGACUGACAAGAUUCAACAGAACAUGCCACGGUGUAACCAAUGAAUGUGCUGAAAUGGAUGAAGUGUGUGAACGGGGAACUUAUUGA
Dermacentor silvarum is the source of this 1182-nucleotide messenger RNA. RefSeq lists its product as uncharacterized. The transcript is spliced from 7 exons. Lineage: Eukaryota; Metazoa; Arthropoda; Arachnida; Ixodida; Ixodidae. Bases 1 to 1182 code for a protein of 393 amino acids. The record is from RefSeq and is a predicted model, not a curated record.